Molecule: messenger RNA, 1109 nt
Organism: Dalotia coriaria
Lineage: Eukaryota; Metazoa; Arthropoda; Insecta; Coleoptera; Staphylinidae
Exons: 4
Coding region: 162-641 (159 amino acids)
Source: RefSeq, a predicted model, not a curated record
CGAGUUCAGUCGCAGUCGCGCUCUCGCUGCAAGCACCGUCACUUCCGGUCGUUCACCACACUCACACGUGCGAAACGUUCUUCCUAUCACCGCGCGCAGUUUUUCAUCGUUUGCUUUUUUUCGUCCGUGUGCCGUCCGCAAUUUCCUUUUAAUUGGAGAUAAUGGCCACCUACGCUGCCUACAGACACAUUGAGCUCGACAAGGUUGGCUACAGCAAAAAGAGGGUUCGCAACCCACCGACCGAAAUCCACAGCGUCUUGGCUACACCACCCUCAAGUGGAAAACAAACCAAUGGACGCACCGUUGUAGAUGGAGCCAGUACUCCAAGACGUCGUGGUUCUGACUCCUUCAAUCGUUUAUUUGGCGAAUCUGGAAUUCAAGUCGCUACACCAAGGCGUGCAUCUCUUACUAAGCACGAUGUAAAAAAUCGUAAUCCAGUCACUGGCAAUGGCGUCCAAACAUGGGAGAACAAAGCUAAUCGCUCACCGAAAGUUCACUCAGAGAGAAACCCAGUCACUGGUGAAGUGUAUCAAAUCAUUAGCCCGGCGACAACGCCCACUAAGCCGAUGACCAAUGACUUCCCGAAGAUGAAUGGAAACGCUGAGCUUCCUGCUGGACCGGUGACAAACGGCCAGGCCUAAAAUACAAGCCACAGCACUCCAGCGAGACGCGUAUUCUUUGCGUAUUACUAAAUAAGAUGAUGCACCAACCCCUUAACACACGCCCAGCCCUAUCUAUCCAUCCUCCCAACAAAAAUAUUGUAUGCCUUAUUGAAAGUAUUUAAUACGAGCAGCGAACUAGUUAAUGCUAGUUGAUACGAAAUAUUUACAAUGCCUUAUUACUACAUUAUUACGACUACUAAUAAUUAAUUAUUAUAAUUACGAGAUGAGAAAACUUGUAGUGCAUAUGGAUGAUAGAACAUGAACAAUUAUUUAUAAAGAAACGUAGCGAAUAAUCCGAAAACGAUAAAUGUUUACAAAUAAGAUGAUAGAAACAAAAACAUGAAAAAAUAACAAAAUAUGAAGCAAUGUUACAUGUAGUUUAUAUAGUGAGUUAUAUAAUCUUAUGAGUACUUUUUUGUAUUAAUAAAUUUUUAUAUAUCAUAAUAA